GGACGAGGGUUCUCAGAAAAUAUUGAAUCCCCCAAGGGGAGUUCUCAAAAUAUUGACCCCCUCCAAUGUUUCUCAUUCAAAAAGAAAUAAACCAAGGCAUUUCAAUCCAGAACUAAAAUCAACAAUUUGUACACUUUCUUAUAUCUUUGUUCAAGUUUUGAGGUUAGAGAAAAUCUAACUGGCACCGAAUAUGUCUUUCCCAUAAAGUAUAAUGUCGACUUAUCGUCUUUCACUCCACCUUCCCGCCAUUCUUACAUUUACAAUUGAAAACUCAUCUCCAAUUAAUUAGCUAAUUCUUUAGCAAAACAUUUUAUUAGAUAUGAAAGGUCGGGUCCUGUCAAUCUUGUAACCAUAAUCAAAUUUAUCAAGGAUGACAAAGUUUCAUUUUAAGGGCGGACGUUUUCCAAAAUGCCGGCACCUGUCCUUGGAUCGUCAAACUUCAAUGAACACAUGAAGCGCUCACGAAUAUUUUGAAACAAACUGCCCACCCAGUUAUCAUUCUUCGACCGCAAGUUCUUUUCCCAUCAAAUAUAAAAGAUAAUCCUAUAAUCCCCCCCGUUCGGUGCCCAAACCUUUUUCUGAAUGGUCUUAGUUGGAUAAUUGUCAGGGGUCAACUUUUUUGAUGGAUAAAUAACUACUAAACUGUGAUGCACAUCAUCCAAGUUAGUUGUAAAGCGUAAGCCAGUAUCCAGGUCAGCUAGGCGAAAAAAAGAACAGGCAAUCGCAUACUGAUAUAACAGUUAACUAUUUUGACAUAUCAGCAUAGUCAUGAACACAUAUUUUGAUCAAAAAUCUUUUGGAAGCGAAAGCAUAAAUUCUAAAGACUUUCAGAAGAAUGAAAUCAAGAUAGAAGAGGCAAGCCCGUCACCCGAUGAGAAUAACAGCAACCAAGAAAACAUCAAAGGGUCUUCUGAUGGCGACAAAGAUUCCAGCGCAAAGCCACCGUUUUCCUAUGUUGCUCUGAUAGCAAUGGCAAUCAAGGAUUCAAAAGCAAAAAGAUUGACUUUGAGUGAAAUUUAUCAAUACAUUAUAAACAAAUUUCCGUUUUACGAGAAGAACAAGAAAGGAUGGCAGAAUUCAAUCAGACACAAUCUCUCGCUGAACGAGUGCUUUUUGAAGAUUCCAAGAGAAGGCGGUGGGGAAAGAAAGGGCAAUUACUGGGCUCUCGAUCCAGCAUGUGAGUAUAUGUUUGAAGACGGUAAUUAUCGCAGAAGACGUCGUAUGAAGCGACCGUACAGAACGGCAUCUCAUUAUCCGUUCCAAAAUGGUUACUAUUAUUCCGAUCCACGGUAUCUCAACUACAUGAAUCAUUUCAAUGGCUGGUCAAUGCCAGAUCAGUACUCCCCUUCAACUGAAAAUGCUGCAUUCAGUGGUGGCCAAGCAUUAACACUCCCACUCAGUUCUUGUACACCGACCUCAAGUGCACAAAGUCAAGAUUUCUCAAGUUAUCAGACAACUUCGUAUGUACAUGGCUCUCCUGGUGAAGAGCAACAGAACUCUCCGCCUUAUAAUUCUUCAUACUAUCAUCAACAGCAAAGCAGCUCUGGCCAAUAUCACCAAUACAGUAUUACAUCAUAUCCAUACUGCAAGAGUACUCAACAAGAUGGGUCUCUUUGGAACAAUAUAGAAAAUAAUCGGUUAUAUGAAGCAGGUUUUACUGCUGUCAUGUAAGUGUAAAUAAAGUUAAAUCAAUUUCAUUAACCUGUACCUAAUAUUUAAGUGCAAUUUGUUUUGUAUAAAACAGACAUUAUUAUAAAUCCAGCUCCUAAUAUGACAAAGAAUCAGCCACAGUCCUUAAAAACUGAGCAAAAUUCAUUGUUUGGGUUGGUAUGGAAGUAAUUUCUAGCAAUUUGGUCACAUUUCUGAUUCGAUGGCUCUAUAUAUAGUAGAAAAUUCUCUUUGUAACUGCUUCUGUUGUAUCCUAUAUAAUUUUAAUUUUUUGUCCAGUUCACUUUAAAGACAUUGCAAGAUAUCUCGUUAUUAUGUGUUUUGGGCUAUUUUCCUACCAAAAGAGUAGCUCUUUGGUACCCAAGAAACACAUAACAAAACUUCAAGUGCCUUAAUCAACAAUAGAAUGAAUGCAUUGAGUAUUAAUUCUAAUCUUAUUUUUUUAAAAUGAGUGUAGUAAAUAAACAUAUCCGAAUUUAUAUUUCUGAAAGUAUAAAAUGCUAUUUGUCAUAAUGUUUUGUUUAUUGUUCCUUUUGAAAAUUAAUUGUUUGUAGAAUAAAAAUUAAGUAUCCUUUUUGAACUAUACUGUAUAUACAUCAUUUGUUAACAUAUGAAAACUUAUGCAAAACGUUUUUUCGAAUGAAUACAGAUUUAUCUAUGUAUUCUUUGUAGGAAUUUGUUACUUAAAUUUAUCUAUUGUAAUUUUUCCUCAGCUUCUUUUUUGGCUUGCAGAAUUAUCAUGUCAGCAGAGAACCGAUCAAGUCCAUAUGCUUUUCAAUUUCUCAAUUUGUUUAAAUUAAACAGCUUAAAAAGGACUGCUUUAUUUAUAGUUAAUUUCAUUUGAAUGAAUUCCCUUGUAAAACUUACUCGCCACUUACUGAAUUGUAUAAAUAUAGAAUACUAUCAGAUUUUUGGAGUUUUCCUUUCUAUAAGCAGAUUUCUGAUAUGUUAGCAUCUUGUGGAGAAAUAUUUAAAAAUUCUUUGAUGGAAAGUGUCCUUGAAAGUGUUGUUUUUUUCUAAGAUUAAUUUCACUGGCAGGGAGAGAACAUUUUGUGUUCUUUUUAAAACUUAAACCGCAACAAAGACAAAUUCAAAAAAGGAAAAUACAAUAAAAUUGAAUCGUAAAUUUCAACAACCAUUGUUUAAAGAUUUGUUUUCUUUGAUUUCUUUGUUGAAAAAAUUGAUUAGACAGGUAAUUGUAUUUGGAUUCCUAAAUUCAUUCAUUCAUUCUAUUUGACUGACGAAGAAUUAGUUUUUGGUAUAUAUCUGUUUUCACGGAUAGGCACUGAAUGGGUUUGACAAUUUUCUUUAAAUUUUACCGAUACAGUACAAUACAAAGCAAAUUAUAUUUAUUGCUAAAGGAAAUUAUCAAUGUAUUCUCAUAUGAAGCAUCUAACUUGAGGCUAUCCAAAGUGAUUUUUGGGGUAAUUUCUUUAAGUCGAGAAUCGGGAAUCGAAAAAUUUUUGUGAGCGGAAUGCGGGAAUCGAUAACAAAGGGAUUCGGGAAUUAAAGGUCGGAAAUCAGUAAUCGGGCUCAAAACGUAGCGUGAAUUAGGGAAUCGGGAGAUUUAUUGGGAACACUCUAACUAAGUCAAUGGAAAAGAGCAGAUUAAAACAAAUCUGAUUCCUAUAACUGGGUUGCUUUUUAACCGCAGUUCAUUACUUUAAAUGCAAAAAUUUAGGUGCAACAGUGAGUGAAAAACAAAUGAACUAUUUGUGAUAAGCAGAAAUGUUUGCCGCUAAUACGUUCAAUUAAUGAAAUUAAUUGAAAUUAAGACAUGCAAUGAUAAGUUAACAAACAUUAAACAGGAAAUAAAUAACAUAUAGGAAAUAUAAAUGUAAUGGUCGUUAAA
Rhopilema esculentum is the source of this 3520-nucleotide messenger RNA. RefSeq lists its product as uncharacterized. Gene Ontology annotation, molecular function: RNA polymerase II cis-regulatory region sequence-specific DNA binding; DNA-binding transcription factor activity, RNA polymerase II-specific. Gene Ontology annotation, biological process: regulation of transcription by RNA polymerase II; cell differentiation; anatomical structure morphogenesis. The record is from RefSeq and is a predicted model, not a curated record. NCBI's taxonomy places the organism in Eukaryota, Metazoa, Cnidaria, Scyphozoa, Rhizostomeae, Rhizostomatidae.